Eriocheir sinensis (Chinese mitten crab) is the source of this 777-nucleotide messenger RNA. Its product is annotated as cuticle protein AM1199-like. Lineage: Eukaryota; Metazoa; Arthropoda; Malacostraca; Decapoda; Varunidae. Gene Ontology annotation, molecular function: structural constituent of chitin-based larval cuticle. Gene Ontology annotation, cellular component: chitin-based extracellular matrix. The coding region runs from base 103 to 570 and encodes 155 amino acids. The record is from RefSeq and is a predicted model, not a curated record. The transcript has 3 exons.
GUCAAGCUUUAGACGUAACAAAAGAGAGAGUUUCAAGGUCACCUGAGUUCCAGGUAACCUAUGAACAUCACCUGGCCGCCGGUGUUUCCAGGGCAGGUAUAAAUGUGGCCGCCCCAGUCUACGCCAGCAUCACAGACUCGCCAUCGCCAGGACAACACCAUGAAGCUCACACUGAUCGUCGCCUGCCUGGUCGCCGCCGCCGCCGCCGCCCCUCAGCUCUUCAGAGAUGGCGGCUUUGUGGACUCUGUUGAGUACGAUCCGAUCGUCAUCCUGAGGGACGACCGUCAGGACGACGGGGACGGAAACUUCAGCUUCGGCUACGAAACCUCGAAUGGCAUCGCAGAGGAAAGGACUGGCACCCGCGGCGUGGAGGGUCAGAGCAACAUGCAGGGCUCCUACAGGUUCACUCUCCCGAACGGCGUUGUUGCUGAGUUCACCUACGUCGCUGAUGAAAAUGGUUACCGCGCUGAGUCCCCGCUGAUCCCCACGCCUCACCCCCUUCCCUCCCACGCCGUCGAGCAGAUCCGCAUCGCUGAGGAGCAACGCGAGCGAGGCAUCACCUUCGAGUAAUGGAGACGAGCGGGGUGGAGCGUCCGGCGGCCGGCCAAGAGCUGCCGUGCGGGCCAGGCGAGGGCGGGACCCUCACGCCGGACACUUCCAGAGCCACGGUGAGCCGGCGAGUCGCACGGAGCCACAGUUACCAAGACACAUCCAAGCUUAAUCAUCACUGCCAUGUAGAUGUAACGUAAUAAACGCCUUGAGUGUGUGCCAAGUACC